AUGGAGACGGUGUUCGAUGGCAAUUGGAGAAAACACAAAGUAAGGCUAUUUUUGGCCGUGAAAAUGAAUAGUUUACUCUUUAUUUGGGAUUUUUGUCUCCAAAAAUAAUCCAAGUUACGAUGUAUGAUAAUAAUUUAUAACGAAUACAGUAAAUUAUAUUAUAAAUAAUAUUUUAGGUGAUGCCAUCAGUCGCUGGACCUGCCACAAUCAAAAAAAUGAUCCAUCUUCGACCGGGAUUAGGCUCUUGGAGGGAUUCUGGAGGUGCAUGAAGAUGUUUGAAGCCAUAAUUUUGAACGUUGGACAUCAAUUCUGACAUUCGGAUGACAAAUUUCUAGAAAAUCCGUCAAAUAUCUUUGGGGAAAGGUAAAUUUUUGGAGUUAUUUGGAAAACAAAAUGGGGCUUCUAAAAAGAGAUGAUUUUUGACAAUUUUCACAAAAAAUGGACUAUUAUGUAAAAUUGACGGAUUUUAGAUCUUUGCCUUCCGAAUGUCGUCUUGGAUCUGGACUGAAGUGCUGGCCACCGAUCCAGAUCAUCAUUUUUGGACCUUGGAGAGAUGUCAGCCCAAUCAUAAUGGGUAUUCUGGGAGGCUGCGGGCUGGGAUGUUGGUCAGAAAGCAAAAUUUGA
This is a messenger RNA of Bursaphelenchus xylophilus (pine wood nematode), 624 nucleotides long. The record is from the annotation of a GenBank genome assembly. NCBI's taxonomy places the organism in Eukaryota, Metazoa, Nematoda, Chromadorea, Rhabditida, Aphelenchoididae.